UGGAUGCUUUUUAUCCCAUGCAGAUUUCACUUCAAUCUGUAAGGAGGUCUGAUGAGGGGAUCUGCUGUGUCAGUGAUGUUAUAGACUCUCCGACCCAAGACAUUCCAUCUGCUCUUGCUCCUGCUAUUCCCAAGAAGACUGUGGACUUAUUUGAGAUGAUUGAAAAAAUGCAGGGGAGCCGUCUGGAUGAACAAAGAUGUUCCCUACCAACUCCUCUCAAGACAGAAGAGGAGUAUAUUCCUUACCCCAGCAUUCACGAGGUGUUACAGAAAGGGUGGCCAUAUCCUCUCAUUAUCUUACCCCAGUUUGGGGGCUACUGGAUUGAAGGGACCAGCCACAGCCUCUCCAGUUUGAAUCCAGCUCUGUCUGACAUACCAUUUCCCUGGAGUGGUAAAGUGAAGCUGGAGAGCGAUCCUACAGCCAAACUGUACCGCAAGCAUUUCCUGGGGAAGGAGCACCAGAACUUUUACUCCAGUGACACGUCCUUGGGCUACCUGGUACUUUCUGUGAAAUAUGAACAGAUUGAGAAACAGGAAAACCUACGCUUGUUGCUGAGGACUCGAACUGGCACCAGGCAUGAUCUCAUCCCCAUUUCCUGUCUGAAUGAGUUUCCCAAUGCUGUCCAAAUGGCAAAGCUACUGUGUGAGGAUGUGAAUGUUGAACGAUUCUUUCCUGUCCUCUAUCCCAAGGCUUCACAACUUAUUGUGGCAUUUGAUGAACAUGUCAUAAGCAAUAACUUCAAAUUUGGGGUCAUCUACCAGAAACCUGGACAGACAACUGAAGAAGAAGUCUUCAGUAACAUAGAAGAGAGUCUGGGCUUCCUGGAGUUCCUGGAUUUCCUUGGUGACAGGAUUCAGCUGCAAGAUUUUCGUGGGUUCCGGGGAGGCUUGGAUGUCGCUAGGGGUCAAACCGGCACUGAAUCGGUCUAUACAAAUUUCCGGGGCAAGGAGAUCAUGUUUCAUGUGUCUACAAAACUGCCCUUCACUGAGGGAGAUUCCCAGCAGCUUCAGCGGAAGCGUCACAUUGGGAAUGACAUUGUAGCCAUCAUUUUCCAGGAUGAAAACACACCUUUUGUUCCUGAUAUGAUUGCUUCUAAUUUCUUACAUGCUUAUGUGGUAAUUCAGCUUGCUCACAGCACCAGUGGGGAGACUCUCUACAAGGUUUCAGUCACAGCCCGAGAUGAUGUCCCCUUCUUUGGGCCCUCUCUUCCUAGUUUUCAUUCUUUCUUGUAGAGUGCGGAGUUUCGUGAAUUCCUCCUGGCCAAGCUCAUCAACGCUGAGUAUAGCUGCUACCGAUCAGAAAAAUUUGCUAAAUUAGAGGAGAGAACCCGGAGCGCCCUCUUGGAGAGCCUUUUUGAGGAGCUGCAGCUUCGCAGCCGUAGUAUGAUGGGCUUGCCCGUAGGGGAGGAUGACAAGAUGGAGAAUGGCAGCGGGGGUUUCUUUGAGAAUUUCAAGCGGGUGAUCAGAGGCCGCAGCCAGAGCCUGGAUACCAUGGGGAUAUCCAUGAGAAAACAGCAGCCAGCUACCCUGCCCAGUCGCCCAACUACAGCUGGUCUUGCCCUCAGCCAGAGUGUCGCCGAGGGCCCUAAGGCCAUUGCUGCGUCUUUUGCCUUGCCUGGUAGAAGCCCAUCACGCACUCGAGCCAGCCGCUUCCAUGGGCGACGAAGUAGUGCCAUUGGCAUUGAGAACAUACAGGAGGAAAAGAGCAGGGACACUGCAGAGAGGAUACAGAAGGUGUUGGACAGUCCAGGAAUGUUCUUUGACCUGAAAUCUGAUGGAUCAUCUAGUCCGAGCUCCCCGGAAUUUCCCAGCAGGAAGAGCAAAAUACUCACGAGUCAAACUUCAGGAUACUGUGUGAUGCAGCCAUUCUCACGUUCUUCAUCCAAUGUAAGCAGUUGUUGUAGUGGUUUGAGGGAAAAUGCAACAUCUGAGGAAGAGGAGAAUGACAGGGAGCUGAUGCGCUCUCUUGAGGGCCCUCCAAAGCAGGAUUCAUUGGUUCAGAGUAUGUGGCUGGAUGAAAGUGACUGCACACCCACUACAUCCAGCUCACCAGGAAGCAGAUUGCUUCCUUCCAGCAGUGUCGCUGGCUCCAUCGAAAAAGGAAAAGGCAACAAAGCAGAUGCUCAGCACCAUAGUCCAGUCUCCAUUUUGUGCUGUGUGUGAAAACCCUCAUCGCUGGAGGAUUGUUUCAGUGCAUACCGGGAUUUGCUGUUCAAGCGAACAAGUGUUUAUCAUCUUAAAGCUGAGAAAGAGACAAAACUGGAAUUCCAGAUGCUGUUAGUCCUCUGCUUCCUCUAGUGAUGCGUCAAGGCAGCCAGGAAUCACUGAGAAAUGAAGCCUCAUAGAAAUUUGUUCAAGUGUAUUAUUCCAGUUCAACCAAUACAGGGCCAGGUUCAAGCAAUUUCAGUGUGAACUAACUACUGUAACGAGAAAGUGAAAAGUGAAGUGAUCUGGUUUUAAUUUUACUGUUUGCUUCUCUUUCCCCCUACAGACUGUAUGAUAGGAUGUCCCUCAGUCAUAUUCCAGAGUCACCUUUGGAUAGGCAGCAAUUAGGCCAUCCUUGAGGAAGCGAACCACUGUAUAGUUCAGGUACCAACUAAAUUUACAUGGUAUUCAUCAGUGUCCUCCAAGGACAUUACUGUAAACCUGGCAUUAAUGAAAGCCCCUGCAAGGGCUGGUCCUGGUCCCUGAGAAUGCAUGGAAGUCACCUCAGAUGUCAGUCAUUGCAGUGUAACAUAUAUAAACUACUGUCCACUUUGGCUACAGUUGCUUCUGAAGUACUUGAUGGGUUCUCAGAUUUCCCUUUGGGAUUGAUUUGUCCCUCUCUGAGUUUUCUCUCUAGUGUCUCCUCCAAUUGUCAUGUUACAGAGGAAGCAUAAAAGUUAAAAGGAAGCCUAAAUGCCUUAUUCCAUGCUUGAAGUAUCUAUACAGUAUCUUGGACUUAAAAUAAAAGGAGUAUGUGGCCAAGGUCUCUUAGGCUGUGUGUUUGUUUCUGAAGAUAUGAAUAUGCAUGAAGAUACAUGAAAUCUCUACACAGUCAAGAUCUCAGUACUGUAACAACAGUUAAUCCUCAUGCUUUAGAGUAAGAGAAAAGAAAAUAAUCAAAAAGGAAGAAUGUUUAAUCUGUAAGAAAUUUUUAAUGUUCAACAAAUCUGCUGAGAGAAAAGCAGGAACCUGGUGUCUGUAAAGAGCUGACCAGACAGGUAAUACUGGGAAGUCUCAAAAUUUAUCUUAUUUAGGGAUGAGACUGAGCUGUAAAAUUAGUAAUUAAAGAAGAGAAAGCCAUCUCUCCUUUAACUGCAUACAUUCAGAUGAUCACCAGAGAUUGACCACAUUUUCAUAAAUGCCAUAUCUCUGGGACAUUUUGUAAGGAGUACAGUAUUGUUAUUUAUGUAGAUAUGCACACACACACACAUAUAUUUUUUUCUCUUUACAUUUUUCCCCUGGAUGCUCACAGCUUGGGGCUUGGAAGUGAAG
Struthio camelus australis is the source of this 3476-nucleotide messenger RNA. NCBI's taxonomy places the organism in Eukaryota, Metazoa, Chordata, Aves, Struthioniformes, Struthionidae. The record is from RefSeq and is a predicted model, not a curated record.